GAAGUAAGAUUUCACUGCAAAUCUGUAACCGCGAGCCAAUAAGAGCUCAGUUUGUUGCUGCGCGAUAUAUCCGUUCUUUUGUCCGCGGUGUGCUUGUGUCGUGUGUCGUGCCGGUCGUGUCGUGCAUCGUUCGUCGUACGUCGUAACUGAUACAAGUUACAACACGUUAGCUGCUAUCCGUCCGCAUUGUCCGCAACGAUCGACGGUAUUUGAUAAAAAGAUCGAAGGCUCCUCUUUCCUUUUACUCAAUGCACAGGAUUUAAAUGAUAUGAAAAUAAAGAAAGGACCAGCAAAAAAGAUUUUAAAAUUUCUUGAGGAAUGUUCUCAAACUUCUUCUGGGGUUGCUAAACGUGUGGAGCAACUAUUGGAUACAGAAGAAAAAAUAGAAAUUGUUGGACAACUAGGAGAAAUUAUUUUACCUGCAAAUAUUGACUCUGAAAAUUGGACAACAAUUGCUGAAAUACCAUCUACCAGCAGCAAUAUUGCUUCAGUUACAACUGCAACUUUUAAUGAAGAAAUAUCUAUACCCAAAGAAUCUUUUUUGCGUUUCACAACUGUUCGUAAGACGCUUCUACAUCAUCCGCAAGGUGCUAACGUUUCGGCAGCUGCAGAAGACAUAUUUACAGAAAGUCAUAGACGAAGCCUUAUAAGAAUAGUAACUUCUGAAUUAGUAAAAACACACAAAGUUAACUACUAUCCACCUGAAGAAGCCAAAGUAGCUCUUGCCGAAAGUAUUGUAACAGAAUUUCCAAAAUUACGUGACCCCGAAACAACUAAAGGAUAUGAACUUUACUAUGAUCCAUUUAGUAAAAGAGGUUUUAUUGAAUAUCGUCUUUGGACAAUUAGAAAAAAUAUUUUACCUGCCAAGAAAAAAUAUACUGCAAAAAAAAGAAAAAUGGGUCAACCUUCAUCCUCUGCAGACAGUUCAGAUGACGAAAAUGAUGACUUGCUUUCUGAAGAUUUGUAUCAAGAAAAGAUUUCAUGGAUAAAAUUUAAAGUACCGUCUAAAACGAAUAAAUCUGCAAUAUCAGAAUGUAUGAACAUUACUAUGAAAAAUCGAAGAAAAUGGAUUUUAGAAAAUCUUCCUACAAUAGACGAAAUAUUUGAUCAAUUUCCUCGAUUAGCUGAUUAUUCUGGUCAAAUGAUUGAUGAGGAGUUCGACAGAUUGUACAGCGGAGCUUCUGAUAACUUUUUAACAAAAUCUACAUCUUAUGUUCCUAGAAUUCUUACAUACUGCAACACAGUGAGACAAGAUUUAUAUAGAGUUUCAAAUUUUAUUGAAGAAGAAAAUCUUCGUGCCAUAUUACUUUUAGCACAUUUACUCCCUGUGUCAAAUUCAUUGAGGAAGGGAAAAGGAAAAAAGAAGGGUGUAACUUCAAAGAAAAGUUCUAAUAAAGAAAAUAUGAGGAAAGAGGAUUACGACGAUGUAUAUUCUACUACAUUUCCUAAUUCUUCUUUAAUACAAAUUUGGCCCGAAGGAUGUAGCAUGGAGAACAAAAUAAAGGAAAUGAAAAAAGAGGCACAAGGUCCAAUUCAACCUUAUAUUAUAUUAAUCAAAGGAAAAAGUUUAACUUAUUUUGUUCAGACUGAUAAUGUUACAUUGACUCCAAGUAUCAAUUCGCCAAUCAUAGCACUUGAUUUAUUAUUCAAGGUACAUUAUGUUUUAAAUGUUACAUAUCCUAUAACACUACUAAACUUUUUCAGUUUCUUAGAACAUUAUUGUUUUAAAUGUUCAUCUGAAAAAGCACAUGCUUUUGUAUCUUCUAUUCAUAUUAAUAUUUGUAAUACCACACCAAUAUCAAAUGUGAUAGAUAACACAUCAGAUACAUAAAUUUAUU
This is a messenger RNA of Solenopsis invicta (red fire ant), 1838 nucleotides long. RefSeq lists its product as uncharacterized. Lineage: Eukaryota; Metazoa; Arthropoda; Insecta; Hymenoptera; Formicidae. The transcript has 11 exons. The coding region runs from base 269 to 1831 and encodes 520 amino acids. The record is from RefSeq and is a predicted model, not a curated record.